Molecule: messenger RNA, 2610 nt
Organism: Macrosteles quadrilineatus (aster leafhopper)
Lineage: Eukaryota; Metazoa; Arthropoda; Insecta; Hemiptera; Cicadellidae
Product: ras-specific guanine nucleotide-releasing factor RalGPS2-like
Exons: 18
Coding region: 306-2405 (699 amino acids)
Biological process (GO): Ras protein signal transduction; positive regulation of GTPase activity
Cellular component (GO): plasma membrane
Molecular function (GO): guanyl-nucleotide exchange factor activity
Source: RefSeq, a predicted model, not a curated record
GAGGAAGGAUUUUCGAUUUCGUCUUGUCGUCUUGUCUCUGUGUAAAAUAAACUGUUAUGGUUGUCGAAGACUUCCUUUUAUCGAGAUAUAUGGGCCUAUUUUAGAUUUCAUACCCACAAGUACUUUGGUCACGUGACUACAUACUUUCAUUUAAUUAAUUAAUUAGCCUUAAUAAGUAAGUAAGAUUAUGGGUCCAGUUAGAGAUCAGAUUUGUACGUAAGUUAAGCUGCGUGUUUGGCGAUACGACCUGUAACAUUUAAAUAACGUUUUCAACUACCCACAGGAAUAAUUCCUUAUGUGCUCUCAUGGCAAAAAUGAAAUAUUCAGAGAUGUCAAGGGACAUCUCCUGCGACAGUCUCUCAACUCUUCGGCUCAUAGAGGAGAAACAUGAAAAAAAGACAAGAGAUUGUGACAUUGAGCCUGUGACACUUCCUAAAAAUACUCCGAAUAAGAUCUCUCCAAAGAAGAUCUCUCGCACUUCAACUGCGGAAUCAAUCAGUACAGCGUUGCCUUGUUAUGACAAUCUCGGUGCCACAGGAGUCCAGUCGCAAUCUAACAGCAAAUCACAGAGUUUACCAGCCCAGGUGUCUCUGCGAUCUAUGGACCAACUUGUCUUGGAGGCGUUACGAGUAUCUGCGGAGGAUUUUGCAUCUCAACUCACUCUCCUCGACCUUCAAGUCUUCGUUCAGAUCACUCCGGACGAGCUGGUGUCUUGUGCCUGGAACAAAAAGAACAAACUACUCGUUGCACCCAACGUCGUGGCGUUUACCAAACGAUUCAACCAUGUCAGUUUUUGGACAGUCCAAGAAGUGUUGAGUGGAACUUCUCCAAAGCAUAGAGCAGAAAUACUAUCACACUUCAUAAAAAUUGGCAAAAGGCUCUAUGAACUGAACAAUUUUCAUUCCCUUUUUGCUGUUGUAUCUGCUCUCCAAAGUGUUUCUGUUUAUAGAUUAACAAAAACAUGGAACCUUGUAUCAAAAAAGGACAAGAGUACUUUUGAUAAGUUGGCUGAAGUAUUCUCUGACACUGACAACUGGAGGAAUCUACGAGAACACAUGGAAAAUUUGAAACUACCGUGUAUUCCAUAUUUAGGAGUGUUUCUAACGGAUCUAGUCUACAUAGAUAUGGCCCACCCUCACAUGGGAGGUCUCGAGCCUGAACAAAGAAAGCUGAAGAUGAACAAUAUUUUACGGAUUGUCUCAAACCUACAACAGUCUCAGUACCCUCACCUCUUGCCUUUACCACAUAUCCAGAGAUAUUUGCAUUCCGUGCGAUAUAUCGAUGAACUGCAAAAGUUUGUUGAAGAUGACAAUUACAAGCUGUCACUGAGACUAGAACCACCGUCGCCAGCCCCGAGCUCGUCAAGUUCGCGAGAGUCAGUCAGUGAGUUGGCAACCGUAGCGAGUCUCAACCUGUCCCCUGCCAAACCUUCGCUGCGACUGCAACCCGUCAUCAAGUUUGUCCCCGGUCACCGCAAGAGCCGUAGUCUUGGGACCAAAUUUCGUAGUACAAGUCUUCCAAGAAAUUUUCAUAAGCCAGUAUUUCCAGCAUCUGCUGCCAAUGGUGUUUUUGCCAAGCCUUGUCACUCAAGCCCACGCAACUUGCUGGACAACUCAGUCAUUCUGUACAUCUCAUACCUAGUCAGUGCUAACACUCUGUUGUCUGUUGUAGUGUUUUUGCCAAGCCUUGUCACUCAAGCCCACACAACUUUGUUUUUUGUUUUCGCCAAGCCUUGUCACUCAAGCCCACACAACUUGCUGGACGAUUCUGUGAUAGUGGAGGGGGGUGGGGGAGGAUUAGGUCUACACGGUCACUCUGUACAUCUCAUGCCUAUGUUUUUGAAAAGCCUUGUCACUCAAGCCCACACAACUUGCUGGACGACUCUUGUUUUUGCCAAGCCUUGUCACUCAAGCCCACGCAACUUGCUGGACGACUCUGUGAUAGAGGAGGGUGGUGGGGGAGGAUUAGGUCUACUCAGUCAUUCUGUACAUCUCAUGCCUAGUCUACCCGACGAUACUCAGGAGUGUGUCACACUUCAGGGUUGCCUGAGACGUAAGACUCUGAUGAAGGAAGGGCGUAAGCCUACUGUGUCCCCUUGGCAGAGGUACUGGGUUCAGCUAUGGGCGACUGCUCUUGUCUUCUACUUGCCAAAGACUUUCAAAGGAUGUGAAAGAACUGACUUCAAGCGAGACCCUUGCAAGAUGACUCCACUGACCGGGUGUCUGGUGACUCUGGGCCACAAUCCGGUCCACUCCGACGUGUUCCUCAUCCGGGACCCUCACAGAAGCAAUAUGUACAAAUUCAAAGCGAUCAGUGAAGAAGAUGCCUUAAUCUGGUACAACUCAUUGCAACAAAUGCUCACAGAAAACAACACUACCUCUACUAAUCUCAUAUCCUUCGAUUGAUUUGUACAGUUCCUAUUUUAGUCCCUUAAGCUUUAGCUGUAAUCUCCUUAUCUUUUUAUGUAGAUAUUUUGUUAGCUUGCCGUAAGACGAUCUCACAGCAGUGUUUUUAUGUUUACAUUCUGGUCAUACGCUUUGUGAUUUAUUUUUAUAGUCAAUUUGUUGAUUUAUUUCAUUUAUAUUGGUGACUACCAAAUUCAAUAAAAUA